CAAAAUUUUAUAAAAAUAUAACUUAUUAGAAACAAAUCAUUUUGAAUGUCUUUCUUAUUUUAUAGACGACAUAUUUUUUAUUUUAAAUCUUUUAGAAAAUAUAUACAUCAGAAAUCUUUCUUAUUAUUUGAAUUAAAAUCAAAAAGAAAUAAAGGAAUACAUGAGAUUGAUGAUAUAAAGGAAAUUAUAGAUACAAAAAAACUAAAUGAAAGUAUCAAUGAUGCAAUUUUAUAUUUAAAAAAAGAAUCAGAAUCUCUUAAAAUGGGCUCAUCUAAUAUUUCUUUACUUGAUAACUUAAAAAUUCCUAUUUCUAAGAAGAAAAAUGUUCUACUUAAAGAUUUGGCACACGUAUCUAUGCAAAAUAAUAAAUCUAUACUGUUAACAAUUUAUGAUAAUGAUAAUACCAAAAUAUUAGUUUCUACAAUACGAUCUUCAUCACUUGGACUUAAUCCUGUUAUUCAUCCGUCGAAUCCUCUUCAAUAUGUUAUACCUUUACCUCCACUCACAGAAGAAGGUCAAAAAAAAAAGUUAACAGAGAUAUCAAAACUUGGAGAAAAUACAGAAAUAACUAUACGAAAUAUAAGAUCAAAAGGUCUGAAACGUUUAAAAAAAGCAAAACAACAAGGUGAAUUGAGUGAAAAUGAAGUAAAACUUAAAGAAAAAGAAAUUACAAAAAUAAUUAGUAAUGCAAAUAAUGAAGUUAAAAAAAUAAUUGAAUAUACAAAAAAAAGUAUUUUAAAAAACUAAUAAUGCUUUCACAUUUUUAUUCAGGAUAAUUAUUAUAUACAAGU
Pneumocystis carinii B80 is the source of this 791-nucleotide messenger RNA. RefSeq lists its product as hypothetical. The coding region runs from base 46 to 747 and encodes 233 amino acids. The transcript has 3 exons. Gene Ontology annotation, molecular function: ribosomal large subunit binding. The record is from RefSeq and is a predicted model, not a curated record. Gene Ontology annotation, cellular component: mitochondrion. Gene Ontology annotation, biological process: translation. NCBI's taxonomy places the organism in Eukaryota, Fungi, Ascomycota, Pneumocystomycetes, Pneumocystales, Pneumocystaceae.